Messenger RNA from Acipenser ruthenus (sterlet), 2049 nucleotides. Its product is annotated as actin-related protein 2/3 complex subunit 1A-A-like. The transcript is spliced from 10 exons. Bases 183 to 1256 code for a protein of 357 amino acids. Gene Ontology annotation, molecular function: actin filament binding. Lineage: Eukaryota; Metazoa; Chordata; Actinopteri; Acipenseriformes; Acipenseridae. The record is from RefSeq and is a predicted model, not a curated record. Gene Ontology annotation, cellular component: actin cytoskeleton; Arp2/3 protein complex. Gene Ontology annotation, biological process: Arp2/3 complex-mediated actin nucleation.
CUCUCUCUCUCUCUCUCUCUCUCUCUCUCUGACCAACACCCAGUGUCUGUACAAGAAGCCCUUCCCUGUAAACCAGACUGCAUUUGUGUAGACUGCCCAGAGUCCACGAACACCACCCAGCAACUGGACUGCCAAGGAGUGGAGGCCAGUUUGAACACAUCCCCAGUCCUGUGUGCUCAGACAUGUCACUGUACAGCUUCGGCUUGGAUCCUGUAUCCUGUCACGCAUGGAACAAAGAUCGGACUCAAAUUGCGAUCAGCCCCAACAAUACUGAGGUCCAUAUUUACCAGAAGAGUGGGAAAGAAUGGACCAAGAUUCAUGAACUGACACAACACAGUGGGCGCAUUACAGGUAUUGACUGGGCCCCGAUCUCGAACCGCAUUGUGACGUGUGCAUCAGACAGAAACGCCUAUGUGUGGACCCUGAAGGACAGGGUUUGGAAGCCCACCCUGGUCCUGCUGAGGAUCAACCGUGCUGCCACCUGCGUCAAAUGGUCACCCCUGGAGAACAAGUUUGCUCUGGGCAGCGGGGCUAGGAUCAUCUCAGUGUGCUAUUUUGAGAAGGAGAAUGACUGGUGGCUGAGCAAGCACAUUAAGAAGCCAAUCCGCUCGACUGUGCUGAGUCUGGACUGGCACCCGAAUAACAUUCUCCUAGCUGCCGGGAGUUCGGAUUUCCAGUGCAGAGUAUUCUCAGGCUACAUCAAGGAUAUCGAGGAGAAGCCUGGGCCCACAGCCUGGGGCUCCAAGAUGCCAUUCGGGGAGAUGCUGCUGGAGCAGGGGGAUGAUGGAGGCUGGGUUCACAGCGUCUGCUUCUCCCCAUCUGGAAACAGCCUGGCCUGGGUCAGUCACAGUAGCACUAUCUGCGUCACUGAUGCUGCCAAUAAAAAAACUGUGACCCAGCUGAAGACUGAGUAUCUCCCUCUGCUUGCUGUGCUAUAUCUCAACGAGACUGAAAUUGUGGCUGCGGGCCACGACUGUUGUCCCUAUCAGUUCUCGUACAUGGGCCCAGACUCCCUCAAGUAUAUCGGCAAAAUCGACCUUCCCAAGCAGAACUCCAAAGUGAACAUGUCAGCCAUGCAGCACUUCCGCAAUCUGGACAAGAGGGCAACAACAGAGAAUGAGAACACAGACCUGGAGACUCUGCAUCAGAACAGCAUCAGUCAGCUGUGCAUUGUCGAAGGGGAUCGAUCAAAGGUGACCAAGUUCAGCAGUGUUGGACUAGAUGGGGACAUGGUCAUCUGGGAUUUCAAGCACUAAAAGCAAAUUCAACAAGAAGACUUGAACCUUCAGAAAGGAUUGGUUUACUCUUUGGUAUUGAAUUCUUCCUGAAUGUGCUAUACAGACAUGUCAAAUAUUACAAAUGCCUUUUUUUAACUGCGAUAUCCAUUUACACUAUUCAAAGAGUCUGUUUAUUUGUUAAAGUCAAGCAAUUACAAAGUCACAAACACAGGUUGUAUCUUUUGCCCCAUACAUGAAAAACAGCAAGUUAGCACCCACAGAAGCCAUAAUAUAUGUGUACAUGUACUAUAUUGCAUUAAAGACUUGUGACCAAGAUGGCCUUAUUUCGGGUUCAUGCCUCUAUAAAAACAUGACCCAGAAACUGAGCUUGAUUUUUCGGUGCUUUAUUUGCGCACUUAUUUUAAACAACAAAAUAAUAAAAAACAAACACCUAGCUCCUCCGAGAACUUACUAUACAUUUAUGCAGGUUCCCUGGCUAGUGUGCAAUACAGCCAAGCUGUUUACCUGGCAUAAAAUGCAAAAAUACACUAUCUUUUUCACACAGACUACGAUGCACAGUCUGGCUCUUCACACAGUAGCAGACCAGAAUGAACUAACUCUGGGGUUUAUAUGCCCCAGAGAAACAGGUAUAGACGACUAGCUCUAAUUUAAUAAUAAUGAGGCCAACUGCCAAAACAAUAAAACAAUUACCAAUUAAUAAUUAAACAAUGAGCACAAAUUAAUGUUAUUGAAUGCAUUAUCAUUGUCAACAUCUGAAGUGCAAACUUUCUACUCUUGUUCUAAAAAUCAAAUAAAAAAUUACUGCUGCCUG